GUCCAUGAAUCAGGCUGACAAUCCUCACCAAAUCAUGCCAACUUGCAAUCAUAACGAAUAUUGUUUAUUCACUAAUGACCCGAAGGAACCACGAGCGCUUUUUUGUCAAAAAUACGCAUCCAACUGUGUUGCCUGCAUCACCGAGUUAAUUUGUGACUUUGAUUUACGAACCGAGGAGAAAGAGGUCUUCGUGGCGUACACAGUGAAGAAUUUCCACAACAAGCAUACAACUGGCAUUCCCCCAAAGACUACUGUACAAAUUUUGACCAAAGCACUGGAAAUUUUCACGAUGGAAUUGGAUGUCGAUUCCUUCAGGCUGGUCGACUGCAUACUUUCAGUCGUCGAAGCAUUUUUGAGUUUGCUACCCAGAGAUGAACACAUUUAUCUCGCUGCGAUUCGUCCAGCCCUGAAACUGCUUUUACUGAAGGAUAUUCGUGAUCAAUUUGUUCUCAAUUUGUUCUCCCUAAUGUGCCUUUUUGCAUAUUGCGCGGAGCAGGAGUGGAGGCAGUUACCUGGGCUCAUAAUGAAGACCGCAGAAAAGUAUAUGUCUUCCGAACAAGAAACAAUAGUUGGUCUUUGUCUGUACUGCCUCGGUUUAUGCCUCCGUAUCACAUCCAUUACCGAGGACCAUGAGUUAUCUUGUGCAGAGAAUAUCAUGGGCGCUAUGUUUAGGCUAAAAAGAAGCGAUCCUGUGGUACUGAACGGCUUGAGUUGCCUGUGCUACAUAAUCACCAAGUCGCGCAACCCCACAUUACUCACAUCGUCCAAACUUUUCCCUGGAGUUAUGCGUUCACUUCUGAAUUCUAACAAAUCAACCACUCAAAGCGAAGUUUUGACUUUAUUGAGGAUAGUUCUAAGGAGUGGCAGCCUUUGUACAGUUGUUAAACACUUCAGUAAUGCGGGUUUGAUCGGUAGGCUUGUAAGCAAUGACCGCAUAUCAGCCUUGCCACGGUUAUUAUCGACUUUGGAAUAUCUGUUGGACAAUAAAAAGCAACAAGCAAUAAAAUAUAUCAAACUGUUAUCCACUUUUCUGUUAAAGUACCACGGGGCCAUGGAUCUGAUACUCUCCAUGUCUGUACAAGACCGCCUUCUGUCAGUUGUCAUUAGGUUACUGAGUUCAAGCAGUGCAAGCUACUACCACAUUGGUCUAGUGAGCAUCUGUCAUGCACUCAGGUCUCGCAGACUUGUUUUUCACACCUCUUCCCAUAAUUUAGCAAAACUCAUUGAAGCUGCUGACAAGGGAUCUAAUGGUCAUAUUUCAUCAAGGACUACUGCGGAUGCGACUGGCCUGGAGCUACUUUCUUUACAUGUGAACUUUGUUUUUCUGAUUCACAAAAAAGCUACACAUUCACAACUUUUAAUCGACGGCUGUCACUCUUACUGUGUUCCGGAUACGGUAGAAAUUUCGGAGCGAUUGACGCAACUUGAAGGGGAGAAAACCUCACAAUGUUUUGCGUGCAUCCUACCCAUCUUUCUGCGAAUAUGCAUCACUUUGCACAAACAUAUUAACCUAAGAAAAUUGCAAGACACAGUGCCUUUUGGAUGUGUAUCCGAAGAACCCUCGGACAAGCAUCUGUACCCCGUUUGCCAACAGGAUGGCGCUGGCAAAUUGCAAAGUGAAUCAGUGAGCUUUUCACAGCUGAUCGCCUUGCUGGUUGGGGGCGAGGCUAUGCGAUGCUUCAGCUCUGAUGCAAAUCUGAAGACGGCUCUGUCUUCCUGCUUUGAAGAUCGUACCGAAAUACUGCAGUCUCUUGCAAUACUUAAGACUGGUUCGGAGUACCUGGACGGUGAGUUUCGUUGA
This is a messenger RNA of Dicrocoelium dendriticum, 1801 nucleotides long. The record is from the annotation of a GenBank genome assembly. NCBI's taxonomy places the organism in Eukaryota, Metazoa, Platyhelminthes, Trematoda, Plagiorchiida, Dicrocoeliidae.